Messenger RNA from Esox lucius (northern pike), 2133 nucleotides. RefSeq names its product heat shock transcription factor family member 5 (gene hsf5). The coding region runs from base 287 to 1924 and encodes 545 amino acids. Lineage: Eukaryota; Metazoa; Chordata; Actinopteri; Esociformes; Esocidae. Gene Ontology annotation, molecular function: DNA-binding transcription factor activity; sequence-specific DNA binding. The record is from RefSeq and is a predicted model, not a curated record. The transcript is spliced from 7 exons. Gene Ontology annotation, biological process: regulation of DNA-templated transcription.
CUGCACUUUAGUAUGUGUGAUAACAUUUUAAACAAAUGUUUUGGUACUAUAGUAAAUCAAACAAAUUCACCAGUGAAAGCAUUUUUGAUAUCAGCUCGUGAACUUAGCUCGAUUUUAGAUGUGCUUUGAUUCAUGCUCGUGGAUAACGGACUUUCGUGGAAUUAAUUUGAACGCGCUCCAACAGCUCCAACUGUUCUAACGGGAAUACUUUCAACGGUUCUGAGGAUAAGGGAGACUACGAUACCGGUAUUGCAGAACAAUUACUGUCUAGAAUUACUCUGGCAAUAUGGAGCUCGAAGAGGCACUCCUCAUCCCUAUCAAUCCCAACAACUUCCCCGCUAAACUGUGGCGUCUGGUGAAUAACCCCAAAAAUCGGUCAAUACGUUGGGAUCCCUGUGGUGAGGGUUUGAUAAUCGACCAGCAGUUGUUUGAAGCAGAGCUGCUGUCACCUCAGAAGCAAACAUUUGAUAAAAUUGACAUUUUUAAAACGACCAACUUCACAAGCUUCAACCGCCAGUUGAAUCUUUAUGGGUUCAGGAAGGUGGUUCAUGGCCCUGGGGCCUCUGAGAAGAAUGAUGUCUCAUCUCCAACAGACGGGAUACAGCACCACUUCCACAACCCCAACUUCAAACAAGAUCGUCCUGAGCUGCUGGUGAAUCUAAAGAGGCUGACGAGCAAAAAUAAGGCAAAGAUGGAAGCUGGUCUAGAAGUGAACUGCCGGCCUGCGGCAAAUCGUUUCCAUGUACUCUUGGCUGAUGGUGGGGAGGACAAAGGCAAAGAGAGGAAAAGAGGAGAGAAAAGAGGUUCAUUCAAAUUGUCAAUCACACUGUAUUUAACACAUAAAAGUUCCAUGUUUGUUGGUCAAUUGCACCAACCUUCUCCUUACCAACAGUACCACCAAAGCAGAACCCAGCCCGUGAAGGAGUUUGAUCGGACCCCUGUCCCACCUUGCAGCUGGAUCAUGGAUCACAAGGGUUCCUCCUCCCCCACCACCUUUUACACAGACAAGGGAAUUCCCAUGUCUGUCAUCCACCGGUUUCCUUCAGAAACGUCUUGUGCCAUGCAGUCGAGUCCAAACACUUUACAGAUCUCGGAGGGUUCCCAAAGCUUACCCAGCCUUGGGCCCAAGUUCAACUGCUUGAUUCCUCAACAUACUCAGUACCGACCCGGGUUUUAUUCUCCUGCAUCAGUGUGCCAAUGCUCCCUCCCGGGCUCAAUGAACCCGGACAGCAAUGUUGCACAUCAGACAACUCCCUCUUACUCCCAUUAUAACUAUUACCAGCCAAACUGUCCUGUGGGCUUUCUAUAUCCUGGCAUCCAAAGCCCAGACUGGAAGAGCGGUGAAAACCAGGAGACCAAGAAGAGUGAUGUCAACCUGGACACAGUCUUCCAGAUAGUGGACGACUUACACCGCAGUUCCCCCAAGAUACACAUGGUCAAAGUGGAGACACCAGAGCUCCAGCAGCUGGUUCUGGCCACCUCUUCAACAUCGGGGCCUCGGCCUGCCAUGCACAGCUCCCCUUACACUGUCACCAUCUCUUCCCAACUGGACUCCUCAGUCAAUUUGAGCUCUCUGCCUGACCCUCAAGUGAUGGAUGCAGGCCCCCGUGGACCCAUCAUUGUACCAGUCCCAGGGAUUGUUCCACAUAAAGGAAUUGACAAUUCUGUUGGUACUCCCACAGCUGAGCAGCCAGUGAAGCAGGAGGAACCGGUGCUUAUUGAUGCCUACCAGAAAGGCUCAGAUGCAGCAUUCGAGUUCAUUACCACGGUCAAGGAGAUAGAGGUGGUGGACACUGAGGUCCACAAUGUUCUGAAUGACGUCACUGUUUGCAGCCUCAGUCAGGAGAACAAGAGCGUCAGACAGCAAACUAAAUCUCCUGAUCUGGACGCGUUGGUUGAAGUGGCAUGCACACAAGAAUGUUGACCAUAGUCCAAACAGGAUGUUCCAUGUGUUCAGGUUUGCUAAGGAGGUCAAGAGAUUCUUAGAUUCUGUCAUAGGUUCUUGUUGAAAUGAUUUCAAUGUUACUCGUUUGUCACUGAUAGAAAAAUCUAUUUUUCUGAUAGUACACAUUGGACAUUGGAUGUGGUUCAGCCUUUUCUAAUUUAUUCUUAUUUGUAUAUGUUUUACAGAAU